GAAAUGGCGCCUCGAUGCUGCUCUUACUGAGGCAGUGUUUAGAGCCGGUUGGAGAGAUUCAGUAAGGGGCAGACAAAAGGAAAAAACAUGGUGAACACAAGGAAAAGCUCACGGACGAGGAGCGGUCCCUUCAUCUCCUCGAGGACUAGGUCGUCGUCGAGAAACGAGCGAAACUCUGAGGAUCAUCAGAAGGAACCCAGCAGUGAUGCGAGCAGUCCCAGCAGUCCACGGUUUGCACCGCCUUCCAAGCGGACAAGGCGGCAGACUGCCUCUGAGCCAAGCUCCAGCGAUACCUCCCCAUCUCCUCAGACUAAGGGCCAGAGGGUCAGCUGGGGUAUUCCCACCUACCGCACAAGGCUGUCGUCUCGCAUCAUGCAAAAUGGGCACGCUCAUAUGAGUCAUCGGAAUGAGGAGAGUGGAGGGGGAGAUCACUCUCAUAUGAAUGGCCAUGUGGAGCUGAAGAGGAGCUGUCGGGUGAAGAAGAGCCAAUUUGAACAUCUCAAUCAGAGCCUGCUGUUUGACCAGCUGGUCAACAGCACCGCUGAGGCUGUUCUCCAGGAGAUGGACAACAUCAGCAGCAUCAGGCAGAACCGUGAGGUGGAGCGGCUUCGCAUGUGGACCGGAGAAACUGAGGAGGAAAACAUGGACAUGUAUUCUCGGGUGAAACGCAGGAAAUCCAUGCGCAGGAGCACUUUCAACAUGCCUGCACAUCACAAAGUCAUGAGCAAAACGGAGCAGGAGGAGGAAGAGGAGGAAGGAACGGAAGAGUCUCAUGGUGAGGAGGAGGAGGAUGCAGAGGACGAUGAUGAAGAUGAUGAAGGAGAUGAAGCAGAAGAGGCGGGGGAGGAAAAUGACAGACCAUACAAUCUGAGGCAGCGUAAGACAGUGCAGCGAUAUGAAGCACCGCCUAUUGAGCCUGUGAACAGAAAACAGAGCAACCCCUCACUUUUUGACACCCACAGAUCCCCAGCAAGGAGAAGCCAUAUAAGAGUUAAGAAACAUGCCAUUCACAGCAGUGACACCACCUCAUCUUCUGAUGAAGAACGCUUUGAGCGCAGGAAAAGCAAGAGCAUGACUCGGGCCAGGAACAGGUGUUUGCCCAUGAACUUAACCGCUGAAGACCUGGCUAGUGGGGUGCUGCGCGAUCGGGUGAAAGUGGGUGCAAGCUUGGCCGAUGUGGACCCGAUGAACCUUGACACCUCAGUAAGAUUUGACAGUGUGGGUGGUCUCAGUAAUCACAUUCAGUCACUAAAGGAAAUGGUGGUAUUCCCUCUGCUUUAUCCUGAGAUCUUUGAGAAGUUCAAGAUUCAGCCUCCCAGAGGGUGUUUGUUCUACGGCCCACCAGGCACGGGAAAGACCCUGGUUGCGCGGGCUCUUGCCAAUGAGUGCAGUCAGGGUGACAGGAAAGUUUCCUUCUUCAUGAGGAAAGGAGCCGACUGCCUCAGCAAGUGGGUCGGUGAAUCAGAACGGCAGCUACGCCUGCUCUUUGACCAGGCUUACCUGAUGAGGCCAUCCAUUAUUUUUUUUGAUGAGAUUGAUGGUUUGGCUCCUGUUCGCUCCAGCAAGCAAGACCAGAUACACAGUUCUAUUGUGUCAACUUUGCUGGCCUUGAUGGACGGCUUGGACAGUCGAGGGGAGAUAGUGGUCAUUGGUGCUACAAACAGACUUGACUCUAUCGACCCGGCACUCAGGAGGCCUGGACGCUUUGACCGGGAGUUUCUGUUCAGCCUGCCCGAUAAGAAGGCCAGAAAGCACAUUUUGGAGAUCCACACACGGGACUGGAAUCCCAAAUUGUCUGAGCCAUUUGUAGAUGAACUUGCAGAAAAAUGUGUCGGCUACUGUGGUGCUGACAUCAAAGCACUUUGCACAGAGGCAGCCUUGAUGGCGUUGCGCCGCCGCUACCCUCAGAUCUAUGGCAGCAGCGUCAAACUGAAGCUGGAUGUUGCCUCCAUCGUCCUGGGGCCUGGCGACUUCAGCAAAGCAAUGAGGACAAUUGUCCCAGCCUCCCAGAGGGCUUUGGCUCCCCCAGGCCGAGCCCUGUCCCCAACCCUCAGGCCCCUGCUGGCCACUUCUUUCUCCUUGGUGCUGAAAGCUCUGCUCCGAGUCUUCCCCCAUGCUCAGUGUACUGACAGGGACAACACACAUGUGCUAGGCGGUGACAAUCAUCUGCUUGAAGAGGACCUGUACAGCGACGAUGACAAUGAGGACGGCUCUGCUUCCAUUUAUGAAGUCCAGCCUGCUGCAUCCCCAAAGAGUCAGCUCACCUCUUCUGCAGUGCACAGACCCUUCCUCCAUUUCUCCUCCUCUGCCCUCCAACAGCCCACAGCAUACCGGCCUCGUCUGCUCCUGGCAGGGGCCCUGGGCUCAGGACAGAGCUCCCACUUGGCCCCUGCCUUGCUGCACCACCUGGACAAGCUACCAGUGCACCGCCUGGACUUGCCCACUCUCUACUCCAUCAGCGCCAAGACGCCAGAGGAGUCCUGUGCUCAGGUUUUCCGUGAGGCCCGCAGAAGCGUGCCCAGUGUGGUAUACAUGCCACAUAUCUCAGAGUGGUGGGACACAGUGAGUGAUACUGUGAAGAGCACCUUCCUCACCCUGCUGCAAGAUGUGCCCUCUUUCAGCCCUGUCCUUGUCCUUGCCACAGCUGAGACUCACUACUCAAAGCUGUCAGAUGAGGUGAGAAGUAUGUUCCAGAGGACCUAUGGGGAGGUAGUUACACUGUCCCCUCCGGGAGAAGAGGAAAUACGCAACUUCUUCUCUGACCUGCUGUUAGUUCAAGCAACCAGGUCUCCACCACGCCUCAGGAAUGCAGACAGGUGUGAAGAGGUUCUACCAGUGGCAGAGGCUCCAGGCCCAAGAGUCCUUUCAGCAGAGGAACAGCGUCGCCUGGCUGAACAGGAGGAUAACACAUUACGGGAGCUCAGACUUUUUCUCAGGGAUGUGACCAAGCGCCUGGCCACUGACAAACGUUUCAACAUCUUUAGCAAGCCAGUUGACAUUGAAGAGGUGUCAGACUACCUGGAGGUGAUUAGGCAGCCCAUGGACCUAUCCACUGUCAUGACAAAGAUUGACACCCACCAGUACUUGACAGCCAAGGACUUCUUGGUCGACAUUGACCUCAUCUGCAGUAACGCUUUAGAAUACAAUCCUGACAAGGACCCUGGAGACAAAGUGAUCAGGCACAGAGCGUGCAGUUUAAAGGACACGGCUCAUGCCAUAUUUGCUGCUGAACUGGACCCUGAGUUUGAUCGCAUGUGUGAAGAGAUUAAGGAGGCGCGCAGAAAGAGGGACCUCCAGACGCCGGCUCAGCUGACAGCAGUUCCGGGUGCUGGUGCAACCAGGAAGCAUCACAGUGCGGGAGAGGAGCAGGCCAGGAGCAGCACUCAGGGCGAUGCCGCUGAGAAACAGUGCACCACUAAUCAUAUAAAGCGGAAGAUUCGCAGGCGGCCAUCUUGGGGGCGGGGCAUCAUACGGAAAAAGAAGAGCUACAAGAAAGGAACAGAGGAGGAAGAGGAGGAGCCUGAGGCAGAAGCGGCAGGGCCUAGUGAUUCAUGUUUGACACAGGAUGAGGAAUCAUCUUGUGAUAUUACAGGACCCCAGCCCAAUGGCCACCAUCCAAACGCCCCCUCCACAGAAGAAGAGAGCUCCAAUGAACCCCCUGUUGCAGCUCCCAUUAAGCCUCCAGAUGCCAGUGAAGUCAGAGAGGCGCCAACACCUAAGGUGGAGGAACCUGCAGCUAAAGAGGCAGAGUCUGAGAUCACAGGAAAACACACUGAGCCAGAUUGCCUUGGUGACAGUUCUCUGCCCAACGCAGAUGGAGAUAGCGAGGCCAGCCAGGCUGACUCUGAGCCUUUGAUUGAACUGUCGGCAUCUUCAGAUCCUGAGGUCCAGCCUAAGCACACAGAGGUUCUUCUGGUUUCACAAGUAGAGUGUGUGAAUGGAAAUGAGUCAAUGGACAGCCUUGACUUGCAGAGCCUCAAGAGGAGCAGUGAGGCAGAGACAAGGACUCCUCAGAGCAUGGCUGAGGGCUGUAACAGGGCUGAACAGGAUGAGCACAAAGACAAAAAUGAGAGCAAACCAACUCAGGAGCAGCAUCCUCAGGAUGGAAUGGCAGUAAUGGAAACUGCUGAGGAAGAUCCUAACAGAGAAGUGAGGACAUUCAACAGCAGCUCAUCAGAGCAGUUGAAGGAGUCUGCUGAAAGGACAGAGGAAGAGCCACAACCAGUCCCUCCCCACCCUCCAGUGGUAGUUGACCACCAGCGACUUCUGGCUCUACUGGAUAUGGCAGUGAAGAAGAGUGAGGGCUACAGAGUGGAGCAGCUGGAGCGAUUGUACUCCGUACUCAGCCAGUGUAUCUAUAAACAUCGCAGAGAGUACGACAAGACCCAGCUACUCGAGGAGAUGGAGGAGAGAAUCCAGCAUUUUGAUACAUUCCUGUGAAACGGAGAGAAUAUACCCAUCAGGUAGAUCCUGAACAGCCUGGGACCACAACAACAACAACGACAACAACAACAACAACAACACAAACUGAGUGAGCAUGAGUGAAGGAGCUUCAGCCUUCAACACAAAAACAACACAAAUGUUUAGAACUCCAGCACCCUCCUCGUUGCUGUGAGGGAACAAAACGAGGAUGAGGACAGAGACAUUCAAUGGUGCUAUCGUCUCAGGAACCUGGCCACAUCCAGACCCAUUCUACACAACCAAACCCCUGGAGGUGUGUCAGCAACGCACACAUACACACACGUACACAGAGACACGCGUGCACACACCGACAGUGACGGGCAACCCUGGUGCUACUCGGGUGCUAUCCUCAACUUUAUUCAUGCUGCUCUCGGGAAGAUUUCUCCUUAACUUGGACGACUAGAAAAACCAACAGAUCGGGUGAUGUCACAUCACAGCGUGGCCGCGCAUACACAACCUAAACACUUCACACGAGUAUGCAUCUAUUUCUACAAAACAGACACACUCACGCAGACCCUCACCAGCAGAAGUGUGAAUGCAGAGUGCCGCCAGGAGACGGAGGACAGGGCGUGAAUCGGUGAACGACGUCACCGAGCCCUCCCGCCCUCGAGCGGAGCGCUUCAUCAUAGGCCAGUUAUUACCGCGCUAUCAUGCGGCUCUUUUUUUUUUUUCUUUCUGCCCUCUUAGCUACUUGAUUAGUUCCAUAUCUGAGCCACAAUCACCCAGAAGAAUAGUUUACAAAGAAGUUUUUACCGUAGACACAAACUCGAUGAGGUUAGCACAGCAGGACUAGAAUCAAUUAUGUCCUCUUCAUUAUAGCGGUCACCAAGCGUGGAAAGCCGUUAGCCCCCUCAGUGCUGGUCUCAGAGUUACAUAGCCUCUGGGUCAUCUGUAAAACCUCCUCACUCGAAACAUUCGCUGACAGACCACCUCUGGCAUUCACAGUCUUAGCAGAUUGUCAUGUCCUAAAUAGUUGCGGUAGCUCGAACCCCGACUCCUCUUCACCACAUUCACAGUAUGAAUGUUUUCCUUCCCGCUCAAGCAGUGCCCUCCAGUUGAUUUAUUUUUUUCUUUUGUAUCCCAUCCCCCCCCCUGCCCGCCCGCCUGACACACUCCUGCUGAGGAACUGGAAGCAGUACAAAUUGGAAGGCGUCUGUAGUUUUUGCACUGCCUAGCGUGUGCCUUAUGUCUAACCUCAUAUGAAACUGGUAUAUUUAGCAGGAUAUUUGUUUUACUACUCGUGACAAUGAACAGACUCCAAGUUGGGGUGGGUAUUACCGCUGAGGUCACGGGGGACCUUGAGGCAGCAAAAAAAAAAAAAAAAAAACAAGGAAAGAAAUUAUCCGCCAUUA
This is a messenger RNA of Archocentrus centrarchus (flier cichlid), 5813 nucleotides long. It is a transcript of the gene atad2b, whose product is annotated as ATPase family AAA domain containing 2B. NCBI's taxonomy places the organism in Eukaryota, Metazoa, Chordata, Actinopteri, Cichliformes, Cichlidae. The transcript is spliced from 28 exons. The record is from RefSeq and is a predicted model, not a curated record. Gene Ontology annotation, biological process: transcription initiation-coupled chromatin remodeling; nucleosome assembly; nucleosome disassembly. Gene Ontology annotation, molecular function: histone binding; ATP binding; ATP hydrolysis activity. Gene Ontology annotation, cellular component: nucleus. The coding region runs from base 88 to 4440 and encodes 1450 amino acids.